Molecule: messenger RNA, 2290 nt
Organism: Abrus precatorius (Indian licorice)
Lineage: Eukaryota; Viridiplantae; Streptophyta; Magnoliopsida; Fabales; Fabaceae
Product: zinc finger protein CONSTANS-LIKE 9-like
Exons: 6
Coding region: 218-1444 (408 amino acids)
Molecular function (GO): protein binding; zinc ion binding
Source: RefSeq, a predicted model, not a curated record
ACAUCAAACAAGACCCAUUGCAUUAUUCUCUUCUCUUCUCACUCCUAUACCAACCCUUUCCAUAUCUAAUCUACAACACAACAAUCUACCUAUUCAUAUCUAUCUGAACAGAGCAGAGGAGAGAGAAACUCUCGCACACAAAAGGAUCUAAAUUGCAGUUUCCUUCAUCACAUUGUUCAACAGCUUAUUAAGGAGCAAGUGAGGAGGCAGUUUAAAGAUGGGUUACUUGUGUGAUUUCUGUGGAGACCAGAGGUCCUUGGUGUACUGCCGCUCUGAUGCCGCAUGCUUAUGUUUGUCAUGUGAUCGAAACGUUCAUUCUGCUAAUGCCCUUUCUAGGCGUCAUUCAAGAACACUUGUAUGUGAGAGGUGUAAUUCACAACCUGCAUUUGUGAGGUGUGUUGAAGAGAAAAUUUCACUUUGUCAGAACUGUGAUUGGUUGGGUCAUGGUACCUCACCAACUUCUUCAGCACACAAGAGGCAAACAAUCAAUUGCUAUUCCGGCUGCCCUUCAGCUGCAGAAUUUUCUUCAAUAUGGUCCUUUUUCCUAGAUAUUCCCUCUAUGGGUGAAGCGUGUGAGCAGGAACUAGGUUUAAUGAGCAUUAAUGAAAACAGCAACAAGAAUUGGGUUCCUCCAGAAGGCCAGAAUGUGUCUGGUUCAGCUCAAGUGACUGAUCUACCUAGCAAGGAUAAAUCUUGGGUUGGCACAUCUUCAAUACCCGAAUCAGGACCCCUUGUUCUGAACCAGCCAUCUGGACCUGCCAAUGAAUCUAUGCCCAAGUUGUACUGUCCUGGUAAGAAAGUUUCUGGACUCUGUGAUGAUGAUAAGCUGUAUGAUGAUUUCAUCAUGGAUGAAGUGGAUCUAGAACUUGAAAACUAUGAGGAACUUUUUGGUAUGGCUAUGAGUCAUUCUGAAGAGCUUUUUGAAAAUGGUGGAAUUGAUAGCUUAUUUGGGACGAAGGACAUGUCUGCUAGUGCUGGUGAUUCCCAUUGUCAGGGUGCUGUUGCUGCUGAGGGAUCAUCUGCUGGGUUGGUAAAUGCCAUGCAACCAGCAUGCAGCAAUGCAGCAUCUGCAGAUUCAAUGUUGAGUACAAAAACUGAACCAAUUCUUUGUUUUACGGCAAGGCAAUCACAAUCAAACAUUUCUUUUUCUGGUGUUACCAAAGAUAGUGCUGGUGACUAUCAAGACUGUGGUGCUUCUUCAAUGCUUCUCAUGGGAGAGCCUCCCUGGUGUCCUCCAUGCCCUGAGAGCUCUCUGCAAUCUGCUAACCGUAGCAAUGCUGUCAUGCGUUAUAAGGAAAAGAAGAAGACCAGAAAGUUUGAGAAGAGAGUAAGGUAUGCCUCUCGCAAGGCUAGGGCUGAUGUCAGAAGGCGUGUGAAGGGCCGGUUUGUGAAAGCUGGUGAUGUUUAUGACUAUGACCCUCUGCACCAAACCAGAAGCUACUGAGUGUACAACUUUUAACCAUGUUCUAUAAAAGGAAAGAAACACUCAUAUAGUUACAAAAGAAAACAGUAACACUUACCUGAAAAAUGGAUGAAAUUUGAUGCAUUCUUUCUCCAUGCAAUGACAAGCUGUCUGGUUUUAUCACAGGGCUUAGAUUUUCUUCAAGGGGAAGAAGGUUGUAACCAGGCCAUAUUCCAAUGAAUUGACAGUGUGAGCUCAGGAGCAGAUUGUGUGUCCUUCACUGCAAUGGAUAUCCCAGUUGUGGUUUCAGCUGACAUGACAAUGUCACCAAGUGGCCCUUUCAGGCAAUGUGUCCUGGAAUUUUGAUUGCCUUUCUCUUUAACUUGGCAAAUCCUACUUCUUAAUUCUAAUCUAAUGCAAAAUUCUUUUUAUGUCCUUUGGCCUUGAUCAUGCUCAUAGUUUGUCAUAAUUUUCUGUCAACUCCUCACUGAUAUAAGUCACAUGUACAAGUGUGCCUAUGAUGGCAUGAUAAGUGGCUCAAUUUGAUAAGUUCUAGAUAAUCUACACUGUUGUAGGCUGUGAUAUUUUGCCUCUCUUGCUUUGCCAUGUAUAGUACAGUAUAUACAUAUAUGCUGUUAGAGGUGUAAUGGCUCAACAGUUCCUUUUCCUUUAGGCAUGAGACCAAUUGUAAAUUUGAAGGUUAUUAUGUAUAGAAUAGGAUGCUAUUUGUGCUGAUGACAUGAAACAGUCUACAUUUGGACAUGUAUCUUGUAUCCAUACAAGUUUUGUUUGUAUUUUAUUUCAGUGCCAUGGAUACUCUAAAAAAAAUGUUACCCUAGAACAUUAUGCGAUUAUGUAUAAUAAAUCAGUGUGUGAAAGAUGUUUUAG